Molecule: messenger RNA, 1140 nt
Organism: Punctularia strigosozonata HHB-11173 SS5
Lineage: Eukaryota; Fungi; Basidiomycota; Agaricomycetes; Corticiales; Punctulariaceae
Product: fragmin60
Exons: 8
Coding region: 1-1140 (379 amino acids)
Molecular function (GO): actin filament binding
Source: RefSeq, a predicted model, not a curated record
AUGGCGCAUCUCACCAAACCAACGCAGUACAACAUCGAGGACUCCAACAUCGCGCUUCUGGGGUCCGAUUUAGAGAAACGCGUCAGGGAGCAUAGCGGUGAUGCAGAGCCUGCUUGGCAAAGUGCCGGGCUUGCGCCUGGUUUGCAGAUCUGGAGAAUUGAGAACUUCUCCGUGGCUACAUGGCCCAAAGACCGCUACGGGGUCUUCUAUGACGGGGACUCUUAUAUCAUACUGAAUACGUACAAAAAACAACCGGACAGUGAAGAGCUUUCCUACGAUCUACAUUUUUGGCUGGGUCGGGAAACUUCUCAGGACGAGGCCGGUACCGCUGCGUAUAAGACUGUCGAGCUCGACGAUCAUCUGCACGGCGUUCCGGUACAGUACCGCGAGGUACAAGGCCACGAGUCAGCACAUUUUUUGGCGCACUUCCCUCGGUUCAUCUGCCUGCAUGGCGGUGUAGCGACGGGCUUCCACCACGUCACCGAAGCGCCCCCGGAGGAGUCCCACAGACUAUACGAAAUCCAUCUCUCUGGAUCUCAUCUAGUUGUGCGCGAGGUUGCCGCGGAGGCCUCUAGUUUGCACCAGGGCGACGUUUACGUACUCGACAAGGGCGACAAGAUCUGGCAGCUGAACACGCAGAAUAGCUUGGGGAAGGAGAAGUUUAAGGCUGCCGAGUUUGUACGCAGCCUUGCCGACGCGAGGAAGGACGCAUGCGACGUGACAGUAUAUGAAGAGGGUGGGCACGGUGCUGGCAUCUUCUUCGCCGAGUUCGGAAUCGAGGGCCGGCUUCACAAGAAGCCGAACGAGGGGGUCAGCGAUGCGAGCCCGCGACUCUUUCGGAUCUCAGAUGCCUCGGGCCAGGCGACCUUCGAGGAUGUCGAGCCCGUUUCGCGUUCGUCGCUCUCGUCGGUGGACGUGUUCCUUCUCGAUAACUCUGCUGAUCCCGCCAAUCCCGGGCUAUACGUGUGGAUAGGGUCAGGUUCGACACUGAAUGAGCGUCGACUGGUAUUAGAAUAUGCCCAGAGAUAUUUACAUCAGAGGAGGGAGAAUCAGGGCAGUGGUUCGGUGGCUGUCAGCAUCGUCAAGAUGGUGCAGGGUAGAGAACCUGCAAGUUUCUUCCGAGCGCUAUGCGCGUCGUGA